Microthlaspi erraticum is the source of this 375-nucleotide messenger RNA. The record is from the annotation of a GenBank genome assembly. Lineage: Eukaryota; Viridiplantae; Streptophyta; Magnoliopsida; Brassicales; Brassicaceae.
AUGGAGUUACUCACAAGGUCGCCUCUCCUUACCACCCUCAAACUAGUGGACAAGUCGAAAUCUCAAACAGAGAACUCAAGAGCAUACUUCAGAAUUACGGCCGAGCCCACGUACCAAUUCGGGAAGCAACGUCCCGCGGUCGGCCAAACCAAAUCACGCAGCCAAAGCCGCGCACGACCGUACCGCGCGAACCGGAAAGCAUUGCCUUGCGGCCGUGUGGCACGACUCAUGUACCGCGGCCGAUCGCGCCAUCCGACCAGGAAGGCCUCGUCCUUGGUGUUCCAGCUCAAGAACUACAAAAUCAGCAGGAAUGUAGCAAUCUCCAACCAUGAUUGGAACAUCCAUAAUAACACCAACAGGGCGGCGAACAGAUGA